GCAUGUAUGUCUCUUUCCACAGGAGCUGGAAGACAUCGAAGAGAGACUGAGGGAGGAAAGCCAUGAGCUGGUGGAGAUGGUGUCUCGCCUUCAGGAUGAGAACCGUAAGCUCUCUUCCUCCCUGGCCAAGACUGAAGGAAACCAUAUCCACUCCAAUGGAGCCACACCAGAGAUAGACCUGAAGGUGGUGACCCGCCUGCAGGAGGUCAUUGAGGCACAAAGGGAACAGCUACACAAGACUGAGAACGAGUGCCAUCUUAAAGCCACCGAACUCGACAAUUUAAAGUCACAGCUAGAAAAGGUGAACCAUGUUAAUCGUGAGCUGCGUCGCCGGCAGCGAACAAACGCUACACAGAUGCGAUCCUUGAUUGAUGAGCGGGCUGAGCUGCAGGCUGCACUGCAGGAGGAGACUCGUGCUGUUACCAUCCUCAGGCGAAAAUUGGGAUUGGCUCAGAAGGAAAAUGAAGAUCUGGCUAGUUCCAGUACUGAUAGCUUGGACCUUACAAACAAGUUGGUGUUUGAUCGAGAUGAUCCAAACAGGCCUCGAUUCACAAUGACCGAGCUCAAGGAGAUUCUCUACGAACGCAACGAACUCAAAGCCCGUGUGUCUGAUCUGGAAGAUGAACUGGAAUGUUAG
Messenger RNA from Cherax quadricarinatus, 637 nucleotides. Lineage: Eukaryota; Metazoa; Arthropoda; Malacostraca; Decapoda; Parastacidae. The record is from RefSeq and is a predicted model, not a curated record.